Messenger RNA from Prunus persica (peach), 844 nucleotides. RefSeq names its product cysteine-rich and transmembrane domain-containing protein A-like. Bases 180 to 491 code for a protein of 103 amino acids. The record is from RefSeq and is a predicted model, not a curated record. Lineage: Eukaryota; Viridiplantae; Streptophyta; Magnoliopsida; Rosales; Rosaceae. The transcript has 3 exons.
UGCAUGGUUGUCGACACUGACAUAGCUACGUUCCCGCCAAGUGUCCUCCUCCCCAAUGCAGCACUGACACUUCAAAGAAACUUUGGAGAGAAGAAAGGUUUAAUAUUUCAUUCGAGCAGAGCACUCAACAACGCAUAAUCCCAGAAGUCAGCCAAGUCAUCGGAUAAGGCAAAAGAACAAUGAGUUACCAACACAUCCAUGUUCAACAUGAACAGCAUCCCCCACCAGGGUACCCACAAGAGUAUCCUCAAGCGCCGGACUUUCCACCUCCACCGCCACGGCCGGGGUUCCCAAAUCCAUCUCCUCCGCCACAAGAAUAUGGAUAUCAGGGUUACUUCUAUGAAGGGUACCAACCCCCACUAUCAGCUGCCCCUCCUCCCCUCCGCCCAUACCACCACUACCACCAAGAUGACUAUGCCUGCGAUUCUCUCUUUAGAAGCUGUUUGGCUGCACUUUGCUGCUGCUGCUUGUUGGAGCGUUGCUGCUUCUAGAUAUGCAUAAUAAUAGCCUGCUCUGCUGCUGCCGUUGUAUUCUUGGUUUCUGUUUUGCUCUUGAUUUCUUACAAACCUGCAAGACUAAAAUUCAGUCAAUCUGUAUGUCGUUAAACGUAGCUUGUGUUAUUCUCAAUAAAUUAAACUGAGAAGCAAGUGGAUACAAUUUUAUGGCUUUUAUGUCGAGUGUGGUGCGACUUUGAUCGAAUAGGAUCCCAAAACCUUUUUCACAUUUGAGGCUUGCUUUAUACAUGAGUUGAAUAGGUUUGGUGAUGAAUGCCUUUGUCAAAAGCCCAUUCUGAUUCUGGGCAUGCACGCUGGUUUGAAAAUUUAACUUCAGCUGGUUUAAGGUA